Messenger RNA from Prorocentrum cordatum, 3960 nucleotides. Lineage: Eukaryota; Dinophyceae; Prorocentrales; Prorocentraceae. The record is from the annotation of a GenBank genome assembly.
AUGAGACCGCCGGGUUUUCAGCCAGCAGCAGCUGCGGCGGCUGACGCUUUGCCAGCUGCUCCUGAUGGACAGCAGGCCGACGAGGGCGAGGAGGAGGCUCGCCCGAGGGUGCUGAAGGCACCUCAUGAGCCCUCUCAGAGGGAGAUCGCCGAGCACGAGGCGAUGGGACACGCGACUUACCGCAGCUGGUGUCGCGUGUGCAUUGCGGCAAAGGGCCAAGGCCAGCCGCAUCUCCGCGCACCGGAGGACGACGAGACGGCGGUGCCGGUGGUCUCGUCCGAUUACGCCUUCAUGGGCCAGGACGACGCGGACACCAUGCCGAUGCUGGUCCUUAGGGAUCGACGUUCGAAGAUGAUGGCAGCGACAUUCGUGGAGAAGAAGGGCGACGACGCCUACGCCAUCAAGUUCUUCGCACGCUUCUUACGGAUCCUGGGCUACAGGAAGAUCGUCAACAAGUCCGACGGCGAGCCAGCGAUCCUGCUGGUCAAGAGGCGUGCGGUGGAGGAGGUUCCUGGCCUCGAGGCCAUUCCCCAGGAGUCGGCACCGGCCGACCAUCAGGCCAAUGGGGAGAUCGAGGUCACGGUGCGCGAGAUCAAGAAGCAGGUGCGAGCGCUCAAGAUGGACCUGGAGUCCAAGCUGGGCGUCAAGGUGGAGGACAAGCACCCAGUGCUAGCGCACCUGCCGGAGCACGCCGCAUCGGUGAUCAACCGAUACAGGCGCGGCCAGGACGGCAAGACCGCUCUUCAGCGGCUCACGGGACGGCAGUGGAGGAAGCCGGUCCCGCUCUUCGGCGAGCGCCUGAUGGUGCGGUUCGCCGGGGAGCGCACGAGGAAGAACGCGCUGGAGGAGCAGAUGGUGGAGGCCCGCUACAUCGGCCACCACCCGCGCGACGGCUCGAUGAUGGUCAUCACGAGCGACGGUGUGAAGAAGGCGGUCGGCUUUCGCAGCCUGCCGCAGAGCGAGAAGUGGAUCACGGCGGGCUGGGACAGCCUGAAGGGCCUGCCGUGGGACGUGGCUCCGCGUGCGGCCAGUGCGCCGCGAGCCAUCGUCGGACCGGGAGAGGCCGGUCCGCCACCGAUUGUGGUGGCGCCGCCGCAGCCGCAGGCGCCGAGGAGGAUGUACGUUCUCAAGGCGGACGUCGAGCGGCUGGGCGCAACGCCGGGAUGCCCAGGGUGCGUCUCGAUCGCCAAGCACGGCAAGGUGCUGGCUGGCCAUGCGCACAACGCGGUGUGCAGCAAGAGAAUCUUCGAAGCGCUGGACGCUGAGGAGGCAGGCCGGGAGAGGACCGGCCAGUAUCGAGAGCGGAGGCAGGGCCAGGAGGCCAGAGUCCGCCCAGCGGCAGCGGCCGCGGCAGGGACCCCUCCGCCGAAGACGGCUCGGAGGAUCACCGAGCCAGUGGCAGCGGCGGCGUCGGCGCCGGCCGCGAGCCGACCAGCAGCAGCGCCAGCAGCAGCGGCGCGCAUGCGAGAGAGCCAGCCGGGAGCAUCAGGCUCCGGCGUGGCGGCUCCUUCAGGAGGAGCGAGCUCCAGUUCGGGAGCAGUGAGAGCGGCAGAGGCCGCCGAGGAUGUCGACAUGACCGCGACCAGGUCGCGGCUGAAGCGCUUGGCGGAGGUGGCCCCGGAUGACGUGCCGGAGGCCCUCGAGCGCGGUGAUCCACAGCCGGCAGACGUGCCGGUACCGGUGGACAUGGAGGAUCUCGCGGCGCAGCCGGCGCCAGCGGAAGGACCUCAGCUGCCAGCUGGAGUGGCAGUCGUGUGGAACGCCAGCGAGGGGAGACACAUGCGGGUGCUCGCUCUCGACGUGGCGUCGAUCGAGCUGGUCGAGCUCGGAGUGCUGACGAGAGCGAAGGCGGAGUUGCUUCCGCUCGUUCGCGAACAGGUCAGCGGCCAUUGGGCCAGUGUCGGCGUGGACAUCGCCGACGAGGAGGUGGACAGCAUCGCCUUAUCGGCGUUGCAGCUGGGCGCCGUGGACGUGGCAGAGGUGUACUCGCCGCAUCGGUUCUCGGCGCGAGCGGCGGAGUUCCAGCUGCGCCCGGGCUUCGCGGCGGACCUGGAGGAACUCAAGGAGGACGGGACGCCGUGGGACUUGCGGCGACCCGAGGACAUCAAGGAGCUCGAGGAGCUGCAGGAGCGGAUGGAUCCCAUCCUGCUUACCGGGUCCCCUCCAUGCGAGAAGUUCAGCUUGCUGAGGGGCCUGAGCGCCAAGUUCAGGACCGAUGAGCAGGAGGCGGCUGAGAUGGAGGAGGCCAGACACCACCUGAAGGUGGCAGUCGACGCCUACUGGCGUCAGCUCAGGAAGCCAGGUAGGUACUUCCUGCAUGAGCAUCCCUGGAGUGCGCGAUCGUGGGAUGAGGACAUCAUCAAGGAGCUGGUCGCGCAUCCAGGAGUCUUCACGGUCAAAGGCCCCAUGUGUCGGUGGGGCAUGAAGCUCACGAACCCACGCAGUGGCCAGGAGGAGUUCGUGCGCAAGGAGACCGGGUGGGUCACCAACCACCCAGGCUUGGCUCGGAGACUGCAGGGCACUUGCAGCAAUGUGGACGGCCGCGCAGAGUGGCAUCGCCACAUCACGCUCGUGGGAGGCAUCGCACGGUUCGCGAAGGUCUAUCCACCGAAGUUGGUGGAGGCGGUGCUGGAGGAGCUCAAGGACACGCUGAACGACGUGGGGGAGCUCAGCACCGCCCAGGUGCAGCAGUCGGGCCCAGUCCCGGUGGACGCGGCGGUGCCGCCCGGGGACUGGACGAGCUACUGGGACGACGUCAACGGCGGCUACCUGGAGGCAGGCCUUGUGGCCCAGGCUCGCGCGGUCGAGCGCGAGUGGGUCAAGAAGCAGGAGCUGAUCGAGAUCGUCCCGAGGUCUCAGGAGUCGCUUCGCAAGAAGGGCAGGAAGCCGGGCAACUUCAAGAUCGGCUUCUUCGACAUCAGCAGGGCGCACUUCUACGGGAAGGCGCAGCGGAGGAUCUUCGUGGAGCUGGAGGAGGAGAGUCGCAAGGAGUACGGCGAGGACAAGUGUGGCUUACUCCUCAAGUCCUGGUACGGCACGCAGGACGCCAGCAAGAUCUGGCAGGGCGACUACACGGAGCUGUUGGAGGAACACGGCUACAAGGCGGGCAUGUCAUGCCCAGCGGUCUUCUACAAGGAGGAGGACGAGACGAGGCUGCUGGGGCACGGCGACGACUUCGCGGUGCUGGCCCAGCAGCAGGACAUUGACAGCUUCGAGGCCACGUUGGGCAAGAAGUACGAGUUCAAGAAGACUGCGAACCUCGGCUUCGACGAGGGCGACGACAAGCAGGCGGUCUUCCUGAAUCGGGUCAUCGAAGACAGGCUGGACUUGGCAGAGGCAUCGAAGACGCUCGCCAGGUCUAUGCAGACGCCGACGGAGGCGAGUUGGCUCAUGCUCAAGAGGGUCGGCCGCUACCUCAAGCGGCAUCCCAGUACGGUGACGGUCUUCACGGAGCAGAAGAUGUUCGACAAGAUCCGAGUGUACGUGGACUCCGAUCAUGCGGGCUGCGCAGUCACUCGGAAAAGUACUGGAGGCUUCGUGGCGAUGCUGGGGCAUCACGUCAUCAAGCACGGCAGCAACUUGCAGUCGACGGUCUCUCUGAGCAGUGGGGAGAGCGAGUACUACGCCCUGGUCAAGGGCGGGAGCGUGGGCCUGGGUCUACACAGCCUCUUCGCAGACUGGGGGCUGGACCUGAAGGUGGAGCUCGCCUCGGAUUCAUCGGCGGCCCGGGGCCACGUCCAACGGCGAGGUCUCGGGAAGAUGCGACAUGUUCAGUCACGAUACCUGUGGAUCCAGGAGCGCGUGGGCAAGGGCGACCUCUCGAUCGCCGCAGUUCCUGGUAAGAACAACGUCGCGGACGUGCUGACUAAGAGCGUGGGCGGAUCUCUCUUGAGGAGACACAUGGCGACGCUCAACAUCUGGGAUCGGGCACCGAGUUCGACCCAGAAGGACAUCAAGUGA